ACUGUAGUCCUUCCGGUCGCUCAGAGGGCAAGGCGCCCGCUCUUACCGAUCCUACCGAAGGGAGGGAGGAAAAUGUCGUUCGUGGUGCCGAAAAGGGCGGGGGUGACGCUCAAGCAGGUGAAGAGCGUCUUGGUCGCCUUCUGCCCCUUCGAGUCCAACGUGGAGAGCACCAGAAAUUUCCUACAGUGUCUGUAUACAAAGAAAGCCUUUUUAUCCAACAGCAACUGUGAAGUGAAAACAGAUGUAAAACACGAUGGGUCUGAACCAGUAAUUGACGUCGUAUUUGCUGACGGUGACAGACUGAUCAUGAAAGGAGCCAACUUAACCAUUAGAGAAAUGUUAAAUGCCUUCAACUCUAGGUGUGAAGCCAAAGAGAAUAUGGCACAAGAGAAGGCUCAGAAAAAGAGUGCCUGAAAGUCAACCAAGAAAUAGUUAAGAUGUUUCAUAUGAACUCAUGAAAACUGUGGUGCAACUUCUUCCCUUGGAAUGAAAGCCAGGACUUUACCAAGGUGGAUACAGACAGAAUGCAGAUUGGUCCUGACAAAUUGCUGAAUGAUGUCUUUGACUUUUUCUUUAAAGAUAAAACUCCAUGCAAAAGAAUUGA
This is a messenger RNA of Podarcis muralis (Common wall lizard), 604 nucleotides long. RefSeq names its product mitochondrial ribosomal protein L53 (gene MRPL53). Gene Ontology annotation, cellular component: mitochondrial large ribosomal subunit. NCBI's taxonomy places the organism in Eukaryota, Metazoa, Chordata, Lepidosauria, Squamata, Lacertidae. The record is from RefSeq and is a predicted model, not a curated record.